CCCUCUCUCCCCGUCUGCUCCAGCUGACUACAUCCAUGCCGUGAUGAGGGAGCGGCCCCCUCCACUUUCUCCACACCCCGCUCUCCCUCGCCCUCCUCAUGCUCAUGCCACAGAGGGUCCGGAUGGAGGCACACGGAGGAGCAGCUGGCCAAGAUCCAAACAAGGAUGUUCAGAAGCCACUGAAGUCCUGCAGCUCAGGGGAACUGAGCCCAGAGGCAUCCCAUAAUCCUUCACUGGGAGAGGAGAGAGCAAUCCCACUGCCCCUUUCUGGGCUACUGCAUCUGACAGACAGGAGACAGCCUCUGAGCAGCGUCUCCUCGCUGGAGGUGCACUUCGACCUCCUGGACCUGACCGAGCUCACGGACGUGUCCGACCAGGAGCUGGCUGAGGUCUUCGGCGAUUCGGAUGAAGAGAAGCACAUUGAAUCACCAGCAGGUCUGCGUCGAGACACACCAGCUCUCCAGCCUCACAGUGACAGUCACCUACCAGGGCGAGACCUGUCCCCCUUGGGCCACAGCCAGUACAUGUACUCCACCUCCUGGACCCAAUACAGUAAAAGUGAGCCAACUCAAGACAGGGACCGGCAGCAUAAAUCAGACAGCGAGGAGUAAUUCCUGCACCCGGAGAUUCGAAGCGGCCAGAGCCAGUGACAGAAGGAGGAUACUGGGGACCGAGGGCGCUGGCGCUAAGCAAACCCACUCAGACCCAGAGAAAGAGGAACAUGUGCCUGCAGUGCGUUCUGGGAACUUCUCCUCCCUCACAACACCAAGGGGCUCCAUCUCAGGGGGCCAGGGAGGGGACCAAACCACAGUGUCACCAUCAUGCUGCUUCAGGAGAAUGUCCUGCUCACGACGCAAAAGAAAACUGGCACCCGGAGACAGUUCUGAUGGGAAGGCUGUGAGGUCAGAAUGACAGCUGAUACUAAAGCUGCCAUGCCACAGGGACAAACAUGUCCGCUGUCACCCGCUGACCUUCAAUAAAACAUGAGCAAAGAUGGGUUUUGCCCAUUUAUCACUAUCAGAAAACAGAUGGUCCAUGAUGAAGUACAAGGCUGCAGAUUUGUGUGAGAGACAGACGCAUUUACCCAUGUGAGCGCUCAGCGAGAACCUAACGCUUACAUAUUUAGCAUGUUGGAAUCUGAAGUGCUGUGGGUCUUACUACACUGUGUGUGUAUGUCUGUUAGGAUGGAGAGCGUUAAUCCAAUAAACACUGCAUCUAUUUCAGUUUAUGUUAAGGUGUUAAGUCUGACUGUGCUUAAGUGAGACCUACAGCAAUGUAACAAUUUAUAACAACAAAAUUCACUAAUGAAAUGGAUGGCCCCCAACCUACGGUAUAACAGAUUGCACCAAGCAGCCCAGCGUACCUGUCCUGGUUCUGUUCUCGUGUCUUUUCGUUUGUGAGUCCUGAACCAGAACCGCUUACAAAACUCCGGCCACAGACUCUGACACACAAGUGAUGGAAAUCCUACCCAAAGCGCUCAUGUUCUCAGAGGUGCCGCUGAGGCCAUUUUCAAAAUGUGCUCCUUGGGGAGGUGAACCUCUGCUCCUCCCAGCAGUCCCUGUGAGAGCUGAAGCUUUGUUGAAGGUGCUCAGGAUCUGCACUAGAAUACGACAUAAAUUAAACUUUGUGCAUUUCAACCCUAUACACAAGCCUGAACACAGGCAAAACGUCAUGUAACAUUAUAUCCUGAAGCAUAAGCAUUAACAAAGAAACUGCACAGCUCAUGUCCCAACACUGAAGCGCAGUGCAGGUGUGAAUGAACAAGGCCCCGGGGCCAGGGGCCGAUCCUCUUCUCUGGUUGGGGCCCCAUCAGCCUGAUCCCAUGGGGGGUCCUUUCCAGCAGCUUAUAUUAAACAUGAAUGUAUGCUCUUCAAAUUUCUUGUGUUUUAAAUACUUUUUCUCAAUGAAAAAAGUAUAACGGCAUAAUUAUGUAAUCUGUGUUCAUUUACAGGGAAAUGUAAUUCAGGAUAUAUGGUGUAUAUAUUAUGUAUUGUAUUUAAAACCUGCAUAAAACACAAACCCAUUGUAUAACACAUUUGUAACAUACAUUUAUUUUACAUAGCUGUUUGUUUAAAUAAAGAGAAUUCCUGUUACA
Molecule: messenger RNA, 2095 nt
Organism: Paramormyrops kingsleyae
Lineage: Eukaryota; Metazoa; Chordata; Actinopteri; Osteoglossiformes; Mormyridae
Gene: dbndd1
Product: dysbindin domain containing 1
Biological process (GO): negative regulation of protein kinase activity
Cellular component (GO): cytoplasm
Source: RefSeq, a predicted model, not a curated record